Messenger RNA from Guillardia theta CCMP2712, 672 nucleotides. RefSeq lists its product as hypothetical. Bases 1 to 672 code for a protein of 223 amino acids. The transcript has 4 exons. The record is from RefSeq and is a predicted model, not a curated record. NCBI's taxonomy places the organism in Eukaryota, Cryptophyceae, Pyrenomonadales, Geminigeraceae.
AUGAUCAUGACGUUGGUCCACCCUUACAUUGGUAGCUCUGCCGACCUGACCAAGUGGGGGGAGGUCAACCUCGACGCCCUCCAUGUUGCAGCGUCUGAGAAGAUUCGCAAACAUCGCGCUGCAUAUGCCAUGACUACUCCUCCUCGAGCGGCUGCUUGUCUGCGCGGCUUCGCGCUUGGGCUGGCGCUGCCGCGUCUGCUUCUCGCUGUGGACUGUGUGCCUGCCGUAAAUCCAUUACCUCCUCGAGCGUUCAUCCCUCUUGCCAUCUCGACGGACGGUACCCUGCAUCCUGACACCCUCCGCUUCAUCUGGUAUCUGGUGGACAUCAUUGCUCAGCGCUCGAUGCCUCUUGAGGAUGCGGCGUUUGGUCGGCACUUCGUGCCUGAUGAUGGACCUGCUGCUGAGGUCUUGGCUCGCAAGCGCGCCGCCACCUAUCAGCGCCUCACUAUGCAGCUGACGCUGGAGGCGCUCUUGUCUGGUGCGAGGCGCAUGACGCCCUUGCGGGCGCAAGCACUUCUCGAGCCAGAGGACAGCUCCUCCUCGGACUUUGUCGAGUCGCCCGAGGAGGAGUCUUCGAGUCGCCGGAGGUCUCCGACUCCGAUGGGGGAAACACUUCGAGUGGCGCCGACGACCGGCGCGGACUCCGCUAGCGAGGCGUCUCCGUCCCUGUGA